AUGCCUAUGCCUCCUCCUGGACCUACUCCUCGCCCACAACAAUGGUAUCCACAUAAUCCAGCGGUUUCUGUUCCGCCACCUUCCCAUUUAGGGUGGCAACAACUCUUUCCGGUUCAUGGCAUGGGGAUGACUAUGCCAACAUCAUCCCCCGCGAUGCCGGUUUCUCAACCUCUGUUCCCCAUCGUGAAUAGCAUCACUCCUUCUCAAGCUUCACCGUUUUCUGCUCCCCUUCCAGUUGGUGAGGCUCAGCAGCCGUCAUCAGUGAAUGCAUAUCCGCCUAACAAUUCUUUUCAGUGA
Molecule: messenger RNA, 297 nt
Organism: Eruca vesicaria subsp. sativa (arugula)
Lineage: Eukaryota; Viridiplantae; Streptophyta; Magnoliopsida; Brassicales; Brassicaceae
Source: the annotation of a GenBank genome assembly